This is a messenger RNA of Pecten maximus, 10035 nucleotides long. Its product is annotated as A disintegrin and metalloproteinase with thrombospondin motifs 9-like. Gene Ontology annotation, molecular function: metalloendopeptidase activity; zinc ion binding. The coding region runs from base 139 to 6054 and encodes 1971 amino acids. Lineage: Eukaryota; Metazoa; Mollusca; Bivalvia; Pectinida; Pectinidae. The transcript is spliced from 40 exons. The record is from RefSeq and is a predicted model, not a curated record. Gene Ontology annotation, cellular component: extracellular matrix. Gene Ontology annotation, biological process: proteolysis; extracellular matrix organization.
UUACGUACGGCCCAAUCAGCACCGGGUGGGCGUGGCUAUAAGUUUUCCAAACUAGGUAUACUCAAACGAUAGAAAAUUGGAUUGUAGUAUGGGGUGUGUAACGGGAUGAGCGACCAGGAUUGACCAUGUGCAAUUACGAUGGCUGUGGUUGUGCGGUCCAAGAUCCGUGUAAGCGUUCUAAUGUUGACAUUCUUACCAUUUGUGAUACACUGUCGACCACAGACGGAACAGGACUACCGGCAAAACCGAUACGGUGCGAAAGCUAAAGGACAGGUUGUGUACCCAGUUCGUUUCAUUGAAAACAAUGCAGAUAGUGCUAAUAACCAUGUUAUUAAAAAAAGGGAUAUUACCUUUGAUAACGCAGAUCAUCUCGACGAACAAAAAGUGAUAUACAUGUUCCCUGCCUAUGGAAGGCAAUUUUUAUUUGACUUGAGUUUUACCAAAGAUUUUAUUCCGCCUGAUAAUGUUUUAAUAGAAAAACAUGAAGGCAACUACACGUGGAGCGAGGAAGGGUUUGUGGACAGUUUGGAGAACUGUUUCUAUACCGGAAUAGUAAAUAAUGACAGCUCAUCCAGAGCUGUUUUCAGUCUAUGUGAUGGCAUGUCCGGUAUGUUUGAUGUGCACGGAGAGAGGUAUACACUGGAGCCCUGCUCCACAGAUGAAGGAAGCUAUCAUUCUGGAAAUAACAGUGAUAUCAAACCUCACUUCAUCUAUAAACAUUCUUCAUCAUUUAAAAAAGAUGCAGAUGAAUCUCAUUGUGGAGUUGAAGAAAAUUACAAGCAUACGAGGAGGAAAGAAAAUGGUGAUUCUAUAUUAAAUGAAAGUACAGUGUUAUCGUAUAGUCGUAGUGUGAACAAUCAUCCCUUUCAUCAUGUACAUAGACGUUCUGCUUCACUAAAACGACAUGUGGAGGUCAUGGUGGCCGCUGACUACGAGAUGUAUCGGUACCAUGGUCGCGAUUUAGAAAAAUAUAUAUUAACAUUAAUGGCAAUAGUCAACAGUGUAUAUAAACAUUCAUCUAUAGCAAACUUCAUCAACAUCGUAGUCGUGAAAAUCGUUGUGUUUAAAAGUGUAGAGGAUGGACCAAGAAUUAAUCAAAAUGCAGCUCUCUCAUUACAAGAGUUUUGUAAGUGGCAAUAUUCUCAUAAUAUUCAUGAUGACAACCAGUCGCAGCAUUACGAUACUGCAGUAUUGAUGACCAGACAGGAUAUCUGUAGAUCGCCUCAAAAAUGUGAUACUCUAGGUUUAGCUGAAUUAGGAACAGUUUGUGAUCCGUUAAGAAGCUGUUCCAUUAUAGAAGACAAUGGUAUCAGCGCAGCGUAUACAAUUGCUCAUGAACUUGGACAUGUAUUUAACUUACCUCAUGAUGACAAUUCAAAAUGCAAAGACUACCUGAAGGACAAAACAGAUCAUGUGAUGUCCCCCACCCUUGACCACAACACGAGUGCAUGGUCGUGGUCAAGGUGUAGUGCUGCCCUGCUCACGCGCUUUAUAGAUGCAGGUUCCACCGAGUGUCUGCUGGACAGACCUCGCAAGCGGAGUCGCUUCCCUUUUUCUCGUGUCCAGGCCAACGCUCCAGGCCAGAUGUACGAUAUCAACACACAGUGUGAACUAAUGUUUGGUCGUGGCUACAAAAAAUGUCCCUAUGAUAAACUUGAAACAGAAUGCAGGAGGCUUUGGUGCACAGAUGGAAGGAACAAGAGGAAGGGGUGUCGAACCCUUCACAUGCCCUGGGCAGACGGCACUUCCUGUGGGAUCAAUAAGUGGUGUAGACAUGGUGUGUGUCGAGCUGAGCGUCCCCUAGUGACGAUCAAUGGAGGCUGGGGACGCUGGGAAGAUUAUGGAGAGUGCUCAAGGACAUGUGCAGGUGGCGUCAAGAAAGGCAUCCGGCAGUGUAACAACCCAGUCCCAGCCCAUGGAGGCAAAUACUGCACAGGAAGGAGGGUCCGCUACAGGUCAUGUAAUACCAAGCCAUGUGAACAGGACACUCCAGACUUCAGGGAUAUCCAAUGCUCCCGAUUUGAUAAUACUCACAAACACCGUGGCCUUCCAUCCAAUGUCCGCUGGGUUCCCAAAUAUGCGGGAAUUCGUCUGAAGGAUGCCUGUAAACUGUACUGUCGACCAUCAGGAAGCAGCGCCUACUAUCUCCUGGCAGACAAGGUUUUAGAUGGCACCAAGUGUGGACCAAAGACACAUGACAUCUGUGUCAAUGGGAAAUGUAAGAGUGCUGGCUGUGAUAAUCGUCUUGGGUCGCGUAUGAAGGUGGACCGAUGUGGAAUUUGUGGUGGAGACAACACUUCCUGUAUUUUUGAGGAAAUUGUGAACCAGUUCAAGCGCAUCCCCAAAUAUGGUUACAACUUUGUGGCAGAUAUACCGUCCGGAGCUAAGAAUAUCGUCAUUCAGCAGCAUGGCUUUAGGAACCUGAAGGAGGACGGAAAUUAUCUAGCUCUUCGGAACUCAACGGGUCACUUUAUCCUGAAUGGUGACUUUGUGGUGAACACAGCUCGUAGGAAGAUAAAGGUGAAGAGUGCUAACAUAGACUACAGUGGAUCGGACACGGUCACAGAACAGAUCAACUCCACUGGUCCUAUUGGAGAAAACAUCACACUCAUGGUUUUAUCCGUUGGAAAGCACUACCCACCCAACUUAGAGUACUCCUACAUGGUUUCCAUAGAAACUCACUUUGUGUGGAGCCAGCAUCAUGGUGAUUGGUCGAAAUGUAGCAGACUUUGUGAAGGGGAGCAGACUCGUGAGGUGGUUUGUGUGAGUGAUGAUCGUGAACGUACCAUUGUUUCCGACCGUAAGUGUGAACGACUUCGCAUCCCCAGACCUUCCCGGCUCAAACAGGUCUGCAACAUGAACUGCAACCUGAGAUGGCAUAUAGAAGAAGAGGAGUGCUCCACCCGGUGUGGGGAGGGUGUUGCUGUCCAGCAUGUGGCCUGUGUCAAGCGGAAUAUCUUAGGGGUUGAGGAGGAUUUACCUGAUCGGGAAUGUGACCAUCUCGGCCCCCGCCCUGGAGAUGUUGUGUCCUGUACAGGGAAAUGUCUACCCACACACUGGCAGUAUGCUAGCUGGUCCGAGUGUACACAGACGUGUGACGGAGGGGUACAACAGAGAAGAGCAACCUGUACAGAUAUCAGUCGAAACGAGCUACCGGAGACGGAGUGUCACUCGGAGGAGCGCAUCAUUACUCGCUCGUGUAAUGAGGACCCCUGCCCUGACUGGCGCACAUUUUUGUGGACAGGGUGUUCUCAUACCUGCGGCUCCGGAACCAGACAUCGCAAAGUCUACUGUUUCCAUGGUGACAGGAAGGUCGAUGACAUGUACUGUCAGAAUGAGCGUAAACCAGUCAGCAGUGAACUUUGUAACCGACAGCGGUGUCCUGAGUGGAGGGAGCGAAGAUGGGGAGAUUGUUCCGUUACAUGUGGACAUGGGGUUUCAAAGCGUCGUAUCGACUGCCGUCAUUACCAUGGAGAAAUACUGCCAGAGGAACUAUGUGACCCUACGUCCAAGCCUUAUGACACACGAAAAUGUUACCCAAGGUCUUGUCCAACUACCACUACUAUCACCACUACCACUACUACCACUACCACCACUACCACCACUACCGUACCGACAACUACUACCGUACCAACCACUACCUCAACCACUGUCCUACCAACCACUACACCCACUACUCAAACAAUGACACAAACUACUACAAGGCCAACUACCUCAACUACCACCAUACCAACGACAACCUUGUCUUCCACUACAACCCCUGUACCAGUAUUACUUACAGAGAUGUUGUCGACCACCAGGGCGUCACCAAGGACUGCUGCCAGACUUCACUUCUCAUGGAAGAUUGGUGACUGGACCUGGUGCUCAGCCACUUGUGGUCAGGGAACAAGGUUUCGCUAUAUCAGAUGUGAGGACAGAUUUGGACGCAUUCAAAGUAGCAACCUCUGUAGGAACCAGGAAAAGCCAGCCUCUCGGGAGCCAUGUGUGAGGGCUGCAUGUGGAAUAUGGAGGUCUGGAAACUGGGGAAAGUGUAGUGCUUCCUGUGGAGAAGGUAUAACUACACGCCAAGUUGUUUGUUACCAUGUCAACCGACGUCGAGUGGACGAAGGUCAGUGUGACAGGGCACUUCGUCCGGAGACCAGCCGUGUGUGUAACGGUGGAGAUUGUCCCACUGUCAGUGAGGAUACUUAUGAGACAGUAGUGAUAACCUCUAACAAUGUGGAGGGAACCACCCAAUGGAGGGUAGGACCCUGGAGUCAGUGUUCGUCAACCUGUGGAUCAGGCUGGAGACGCCGACAGGUUGUUUGUCAGGAUGAACUUGGAGCCAGCGACAAGUGUGACCUCAAACAAAAACCAGACGAGAUUGAACGCUGUCAGGCGAAAUCUUGCGGCACCUGGAAUACCGGCAUGUGGUCGCAGUGUUCUGUGACGUGUGGAAAGGACGGAGAACAGAGUCGUCGUGUCCUGUGUCAGCUGGAUGACAGGACAGUGUCCAACUCCUUUUGUAACAUGACCACCAUGCCACCCAAUCGUCGUCUCUGCAACAACGGCCCGUGCAGCACUCGCCGGCGCUGGUACAUAGCGCCCUGGUCACCGUGCUCUGCGACCUGUGGGCGUGGCCACCAGCAGCGAGAGGUUCUUUGUGUAGAUGAGGAGGAGAAUACCCGCCCAUCUAACGAAUGUCGCGGCAAGAAACCAAGAAACACACGACGUUGUAAGAUGGGCAGGUGUCCUAAGUGGAAGGCUACAGAAUGGACAAAGUGCUCUGUAACUUGCGGAACUGGUAUUCGAACCCGAGGCCUCAAGUGUAAAGCCAGGCACCAGCGAACUGUUGAUCCAGCUUUGUGUGUGAACAAAAAGAAACCAAGACAGAGAGAAGAGUGUAUGAGAAAGCCCUGCUCCAACUUCUCCUGGCAGAAAGGGGACUGGUCAGAGUGCUCAAAGACAUGUGGGUUCGGUACAAAGACUCGGACAGUGACUUGUGUGAAUUUGGAUGGAGAGGAUGUAGAAGAAUGGAACUGUGGAGGAGAGAAACGACCUAAACCCAAACGUAGAUGUAGCGAGUUCCCUUGUCCCUUUAUCUGGAACACCUCUCCCUGGACUCAGUGUAACAGUACGUGUGGGGCCGGUAUACAAGAGAGAAAGGUGGUUUGUCAGGCUGUUACCAAAGAGGGCUGGAUCCUUCCGGGGGAAGUGCCAUUUACCUGUCAGUCCACCGUCAAACCUCCUGCCCAGCGGUUCUGUAACCUGGGUGAAUGUGGUGCUCGCUACCACUGGGUUGUCGGGCCUUGGGGCAAGUGUUCCUCUCGUUGUGGUUGGGGAUUUUUACGUCGACAGGUGAUUUGUGUCGAUGCUCUUGGGAGGAGACGAUCCAAGAAACGCUGUCCUAACAGUCUGAAGCCAGACAACGAGGAAGAAUGCUACUCGGGACCAUGUUACGCAAAGUCCUGCCAGCAGUUGAAAGAGAAAACGUCGAUACGACAUGAUGACACUUACAGUUUACUUCUCAGAAACAGACUGAUAAAGGUCUACUGUAGGGACAUGAGAGAGAAGGAGCCUGCCGAGUAUCUCAACCUUCCAGCAGGGGAUGGUGAAAAUUACUCGGAGGUCUACGACAAACGAUUACGUCGUUCUGGUCACUGCCCAUACAAUGGUACACGCACAGACAAAUGCACCAAGUGUCGUCGGACACCAUACAGGGAGGCAGGAAAUACGUCCUUCUCCAAGGUCAGGAUCGACCUCACUAACCUCCGCAUCAUGACUACAGACACAACAUUCGCCACUUCCAUUAGUGGUAAAAUCAUUCCAUUUGGCACAGCUGGUGAUUGUUACAGUUCACAGACACAAUGUCCUCAGGGAAGGUUCAGUAUAAACUUGACAGGGACAGGAUUUGCUGUCUCCAGAAACACUACCUGGAUUUUGCAUGGCCGUCAUUCCUCAAAAAAGAUUCAAAUCAUGCAGAACGGAGAGGUGGUUCGUGGACUGUGUGGAGGCUACUGUGCCGUCUGCUCUCCAGAUUUGUUUACUGGACUACAGCUAGAGGUUCUCCACUGACACUAGUGAUAAUGGUUGCCAUGGACAACAAGGCAAUCAUUGUCUUCUAAUCAAACUUCAAAUCAUGCCAUAAGUUCAUUGAUAAAGCUUCAUACUCACUGUCAUCAUUAACAGUUUCUAUAUAAUGUGUGUGUGUUGUAUGUAUAUAUGUGAAUCAUGUGUAUUUAUUUGCGAUAUAUAUUGAAAGUUUCCGUCCGUGUAAAUAGGAGAUGUAACUGUGCAAUAACGGGUGUAAAUGGAAUUGUGGGAGUUUGAUGUUUAAGUAAUGAGUGCUGUAAUAUUUUGUUCAUUUCAUUAUAAUAAUUUGCAUUUAUAUUUUAUGCCUGUUGAUAUUUUUAUUAUGAAUUGUUGAAUUAUCUCAAUUUUUACUUACAAAUGCAUCGAUGUUUUAGCUGAUGAAUGAAUCUGCCCAGUCUAGAGUGGAGAUGUUUACAAAGUUUGUACAAAAGAUCCUCAAUAACAUUUAUAUCAAACAAGUUUUCUUUUGUAGAAAUAUAUAUAAAGGUGUGCAAAAAGCCAUGCCUGUUUACCUUCCUACAAAAAUGUACCAGCUACUGUACAUACACAGCCAGCUUGUAAUUCUGUGUCGGGCAGAACGAAAUGAGGUAAAUCUCAUCACCAAAUUUCAUCUAGCAUAUUUUUUUCCAAUUUUUACUUUUGGUUUAUUUCCUUUAUGAGUUAUGUAAACGGUACCAAUAUAAAUACAAAUAAAAUAUAAGUGAUGUUUUAAGGGUUGUCAUGAAACUUACAGUUCUACAGGUUAAAAUUUUGUUUAUGCUGCAUCACAAAUUAUCAUGAAUUAAAAGACGGCACAAUGAAACUACAAAGGGACAGUAUUGUCUAUAGAGUACCAAAAGGUACAGGUCUGCUACGUUUAUAUGACCAAGGGUAUGUCUACAAAUCUCUGAUACUGUUGUACAUAAUUGGCCAGUACAUAUAUAUGUAUAUAUAUAUAUUUAUAAAGCAAAGUUUUAGGCAUGUAUACUUGCAAUUUAUAUCUACUUUGUGUUUUAUAUUUUGUUUUAAGUUUUAAUUAACGUAACUUGACCAAAAAACUAGAACAAUUAAUUUACACUUUGGUUAUUCAGUAUCGACAUGUUUUUAGUCUUAUGCAUUAUUUGUCUCCAUAUUGUAUAGUACCUAGAUAUUAUUUAUGUCUUCCAGUUAUUAAGUACAUGCAGGUAGAUAAGGAGAGAGUUGUCUGUCCUUAGGUAGAGAAGGAGAGAGUUAUCUGUUCUUAGGUAGAGAAGGAGAGAGUUAUCUGUCCUUAGAUACAGAAGGCGAGAGUUAUCUGUCCUUAGGUAGAGAAGGCGAGAGUUAUCUGUCCUUAUGUAGAGAAGGAGAGAGUUAUCUUUCCUUACCAAACAUUGUAUAAUUAUUAUUAAUAUUAUUUUUUUUGUAAAUAUAAUUUAUGUAUAUUUAUGUUAAAGCUAUAUUGUUUGGUAUGUUCACAAAUAUGGUAUGGUGUAAAUAAUGUUUUUUCUUCAUAUUUUUAUGCAUAUCAACACAGCCUGUAGCCAAAAUUAUAUGAAUUUUGUGUAAGCUAAAUGCCGACUUGUGUCGCAUGUAAAAUACUCAGAUAUGCUAUGGAUCCAUGUGUUGAAACACCUCUUAAUGUGAAACAAAAAUAUGUUUUGUUUAAUAAUUUCCAAAAAAAAAUGUGAAUGAAACAGUUUCUCACUGAAGCUGUUUCGUCGGUCAUUUCAUUGUUGAUAACCGGUCUGAUUUUGUUUUGUAUAUUUGAUCAAGUUUUGUUUUCCCGAUCCAGUUAUUUCACCAUCACAAUGUUGCUUCACUGAUCUUGACUCAGCUAUUUCAACAUGACAUGAUGCGUUUUGUGAGAUAUUGGUCUAAUGUAUUUAACCAUUCUAUGAUUGGUUGAUUAUGUAUGUAACCAUCCUAUGAUUGGUUGAUUAUGUAUGUAACCAUCCUAUGAUUGGUUGAUUAUGUAUGUAACCAUCCUAUGAUUGGUUGAUUAUGUAUGUAACCAUCCUAUGAUUGGUUGAUUAUGUAUUUUACUAUCCUAUUAUUGGUUUAUUAUAUUAGUUAAAUGUAUUUUUCCACCCUAUGAUUGGUUGAUUAUGUCUUUCCCUUACUAACUUACAUUAAAUGGCUUCAGGUGACUGGCCAUCAAAGUUUUAUUUCUCAGGACAUUUACUUUGAUCAUCUCCAUUUUCCGUGAUUUUACUUUGAAAAGUUUGUUUGUUUGAUCAUGGACUUGGAGAUUACAAUCUUUGUUUGUGGUUUAGUAAUUGAUUUGCAAGUAAUUCUUAUUUCAUUAGGAUAUAUAACAGUACUCUGCAGGUUGCACUGAUAAUUUAAUCAGCAAACAUCAAUAAUUGCAUUGAGUGAAUAUUUCUUUUUAAGCCUUGUCAAUAGAGUGAUUUUUAUUACUAUUUCAUUGCCAAUGGAACUGAAGAAUAUUUCAACAUUGCACAAUAUUGAUGUCAGCAUAUUUUUUUUCUUCUGCUUUUUUGAUUUUAGAAAGGAGAUAUUUUAAACUUCAUAUAUUUACUCAACCUAAAACACAUUAUUUAUUACCAAAUUCAUUUUGGAGAUACUAUAUGUAAUAGACUGACUUUUUUCAAUGGUCUGUGUGCCCAAAGUAAGGAUCGGGAAUUAAGACUAUGUACUUUUUCAUGCUGUUGAUAUAUUUUUCACCUAAUGAUACACAUUUAUCACCUAGAUAGGGGUAGGUUAUCACUUUAUCGCCUAGAUAGGGGUAGGUUGUCACUUUAUCGCCUAUAUAGGGGUAGGUUGUCACUUUAUCGCCUAGAUAGGGGUAGGUUGUCACUUUAUCGCCUAGAUAGGGGUAGGUUGUCACUUUGUAUGUCAGUAUUUUACAGGGAUAUUUACUCAUUUUAAUCACAUUUAGAGCCGAUGAAAGCAUUUUCAUGUUAAUUUAUCAAGAUCAUAAAAAAAGGCAUGGUUUGGUUAUUUGAUAACCUUCAUUGUUUUACAUGAAGAAAUGUCAUAUUUCCAUUGUUUCACCAUUUUGCCAAAAAAAAAUGAAGUAAUUUUGAUGGUUUUGCGUAAUUUAUUAACGUUACUUGUAGCAUUUACUACAUUUGUCUAUGUGAUAUGCAUGUUGUUUGCAUAUGACACAAUGUUUAAUAUAAAUCAUCCGUGCUGUUUCUCUAAGUAAAACAAGUGUAAAGCAAUAAUAAAGUGGCCAGUAUUUCUGGAAAAAAAUUCACUUGCCUACAUUUACUUCAACAAUUCUCUUUUGUUUAUUACUCUUUUUACUAGCACAAUCGAUUCCAAAUUGAUUAAGGUUUUAAAAAAAAAAAAUGUUAUUGAACUGAAAAACUAUUUCUGUACAAUUGAUUCGCGUUCCAAAAUGUAAUACUGUAUAGUAAUUGUUCUUCAAUUUAUGGGAUAGAGACUGGGGAAAAGAUGAUAGGUAUAAGCGAAUGUUUUAAAGAGAAAUUACAAAUGAUUUUAUAUAGUAUAGUAUUUAAGCAAGUUUAUGUUGGUUCAAGCAUUCGGAAGCACAGAACCUGUUAAUAAUUUUCAGUUAGGUUUUUUUUUGUUUUUUUUAUUGUGGCCACAAAAUAUAAGGUAUUCAAUGUCUGCCACACAUGUUUGGUACAGUAACAUUGUAGCUUCCUCAUCACGCACAAAAAACAUGUGAAAGGGGUACCAAAAGGGAGUAUCAAGAGAGUUAACCAGAAAUGCAUUUAUAGAAUUUACUUCAUUUUUAUUUUAUUUUACUCUUAGAUUUUUAAAACUUUUGAUGCAUUUAGAUAAUAAGUCAUUGCAUUUAUUUACAAUAUCAUUUACCUCCCUUUAACAUCACCAGGCUGUUUGGCCCGAUACCCAGGUACCUCUCUCACAAUCUGGAAGCUACAUGUAUCUGGUUCAAGGAUCUCACUGACAUAAAUGGUCGUAUGGAAUCUGAUAUUUACUAUUAUGUUAUGCAUAAACUAAUUAUGCAAUAACUGGCUAAGACUUUUUAAAAUAUAUUUUCUCUUAUGAAAA